Messenger RNA from Fimicolochytrium jonesii, 1068 nucleotides. RefSeq lists its product as uncharacterized. NCBI's taxonomy places the organism in Eukaryota, Fungi, Chytridiomycota, Chytridiomycetes, Spizellomycetales, Powellomycetaceae. The transcript has 5 exons. The coding region runs from base 149 to 904 and encodes 251 amino acids. The record is from RefSeq and is a predicted model, not a curated record.
UCCAAAGUCCACGCGUACUGUACAAUAUCCUCGUCGGUUGCAAAAGCGUUCGCGAAGAGACCCCUGGGCAACAUCGCUUCCCCAGACCUAUUCCCCAGCCCAACAUCUCGGGGCAUACACAUCCCAGCUAUACUAUAGAGACACAUAGAUGCUGUCGUGCAGAAGACUAGUCCACACAAGAGGCCUCCUGCCAAAAAUGCCCCUCGACACCCCCGCAGCCCAAGACUCCGCUAAGGCUCAUAUCCAUGCCCUGUGCGUCAGCGAACGGACCGCUGUGCUUUCGCUUGGUUGCAGAUAUGCUGUACUGUGCGCAAGUCUGUCUAGUGCGAAUAUUCCCACCGCAUUUGCACCAGCUCUCGACGCGUUGGCGGAGAUUGCGGUGGACGAGAAGGAACGUGCGGUGUGUUUGAGGAAGGGGAGGGAGGCGGUUUACAAGAGUUACACCGUUGCUGGGAUGCCCAAGACCAUCAACGGCCUCUCCGAACUCCGCUCCGGCGCCAUCGCCCGCUGGCCUUCCUCAGCCGCCACGUUCGACGAACCCCUCCCCGAAGACCAAACCGGGUCCACAGAGCAGCAACGGGCGGAAAGGGGCCAGGUGCUGUUCAAUGAGGUGUAUGGGCGGACGGCGCAGCGGUUGACAGAUAUACUGGGGUCGCUGCAUCCGCGGCUGCUGUCGGUGAUUGUGACGGAUGCGUAUGGGAAGAUUUUGGCGGAUACGGGCGUGUUGGGGUUGGAGGAGACGGAGUUGGUUAUGGUUGGGGCUUUGAAGGUACAAGGCGGCCCAGUCGCAAAGCAGGUAGAAAGUCAUCGGAGAGGCGCCGUGCGCAUGGGUGCUUCGCAGAGUCAUGUCGAGGCCGCCGAGUACAUUGCCGAUGAAGUCGUGCGGCUGAAAGAGAUGGCCUAAGGCGAAUACGUAAUGGAUAGAGAAGCAUUGAUACCCACUCGGCGUAUGCCACACGGACUUGCCCCUGCAGGGACAGCACCUGACCAACGAAAGCGACCACUUCCUAAGCAUGUGGCACACUUCAUACAUUUUCAUAGUAAAUACACACAAAUGCACAGAUGAGA